AUGGUCCCGGAGAUAUCAGAGGAGGCGAUUGAGGCAUUCGUGUCGUUCACGAGUGCCUCGAAAGAACAGGCAGUCGCUUUUCUCCAGCACAACAACGGCGAUUCCCAGAGAGCUAUCAAUGCGUAUUUUGAAAACCCGGACGACCCUUUCCCACAGACACCUCCCCUAACAGCGCAUCGAUACGACCAGGAACCUGUUACCGAGAUCAAGACUCACGACUACCAAGGCCCGGGACCCCAGAAUACCGGUUAUGGAGCUGCCCCGUCCCGUCCGCCCUCGCGAGUCGGGAUCCGCGAGAAGAAACAGGUGGAGUCGACUACUCAGACAGCGAAUAUACUGGGAGACCCGAGUUAUUCGGAUAACCUAGAGGGGUUUACGUUGGCGCAACGUGAAGAACAUGAGAUGCAACAUGCGAUGGCCGCAUCACUGGGCCAUGAUCUGUCUACCGCCGGUCAGGAAUCCGGUGUGGUCACUUCGGAAGGCUCCAAACUUGGACCUGCAAAUCGCGACCACUACGAGGCACAGUCGUGGGCCCUGACGCUACAUGGCGCUACGUCGCGGGAGAUAUGCUUGGAUCCGGACCCAGAGCUACGGAAGAGAGCUGAUGAUAUACCUGUCUUCCUCCGACCCAGCGUGGAUGGAGAUUACCUUCCCUCCUUUUUAACUAUUCUCCACGCUAUCCCGUUAGCCAGGGAAGAGCUCUUAUGGAGGGAUAGAGUAUUAUCCGAUUAUGGGCAUGACAGCCAAUGGUGGAAUGGACAGCCGAUAUUGAACGCCAGUGAUCAAGUGGAUGUAUCACAGGAGACAGAGACACCACUAGAGGAUACCAUUCACGAGACUCAACGGUUGAUGGCUCUCCUUGACCGCACCCAUCGAGCGUUUGGAAAUGCGGAUGUUUUGGCUGAUAUGAAGGCAUUAAAAUGCUGGAGACCCGAUGACCGAAUAGCUACCUUUUUCAAAAUAUGGGAAGAAAUCUCACCCCCGGAAGAUGAUGAGCUACCGCAGAAAACCUUCUUCUCGAGAGGAGUCAAACAGUCACUCGCAGAAGACGAAUCUGCAAACGAAGCAUUUUCCUUGCUAGAUCUCACGGUCGACAACAACUCCGCUGGACGAACACUAUACGAGCUCCUCGAUGGACAUAUCUGGUGCGAUAUGCCUGGCAAGGACCUCGAUGACGUAUGGCUAGACGAGGUUGCGCCCGUUUUCACGAUGCGUAUUAAUAGUAGCCAUAACAACGGCGGUCGUGUAGACGUGAAGAUUCCUGCUGUGUGGUACCCUGACAGGUACAUGGACCACUGCAAAGAAUUCGCCGCGGAACUUAGAAAACGGCGUCUCGUUGUUGACAUUGAGCUGGAGAAGCUGGGAAUGCUGAUUGACCGGUUUAUGGCCAAGAAGGGAGGUGUGUCGAUUGAUACGAUUGUGGAAAAAGUUCUCGCUGGCUCGCAGGUCGCUCUAAACAGCCCAUACCAAGCUGAUGGCGCGACAAAACCACCUUCCACUACCCUGGAAGACGUAGCCAGCCUUGUCGACCAGCUGAAAGCGUUGUCAGAGGAAAUUACCCAUAAGAUAAAAGAACUGGAGGAAAGAAAGAGACAAGCUAUCGAGAGCCUGCGACAGCUCUCCAACAGCUUUACCGGUCCGCCGUCGUCUCCAGAUGAAUCACCACGUCACAAGUAUACCCUUCGUGGCGUGUGCACGGAGCCACAUAUUUUCUACAUCCUGAAACGCCGAAAGCAAGAUAUCGACCUGAUGACGGACGAUAUCGCUGAUGCACCAGCGUCUGACGAGUGGCAGUGGUGGCGAAUCAGCUUUUCAGUCGCAGAUGCGAGAGUUAGCUCUGGAUCCGCGACACUGAAACCAACCCCCCAAGGAGACUCUGCAACAUCCUCUCAGCCCGGCAGCAAGAGCGUAUCUAGAGCCGUGGUGGCAGAUAACGUGGAUAUCAUUGGGUAUACGGCGCGCCCGGUACGAGAGGUUGAAGUCCUGCGUGCUGCCAGGGAAGAAUACAGCACCGUUCUGCUGGUCUAUGCCAACGAAGAUGCUAUGAAUUUCGAGGCCGCAGAUCUCCCCGAACCAUUAAAGAAUUUCGUGGAUACGGAUAACGAACUAUUCCGGCAAGAGCUCGAGGCAUUCACAGCAGACCUUCAAGGGAAAGCAGACGGAGGUGAGAACGAUGAUGUCUACAGCACUGGAGCAGAGCAAGGUGACCUUUUAAUGGAAGAGGCAGGCUCCGCUCCUCAGCCAGCGGUAGAGGAUGAGGGCACCUCUGACAAGCCGCCGACGACUGGUAAAAACGCACAAGCCCAAGAGCAAGGCGUUAAAGGUCAAGAGAUGCAAGAACGAGCAGGACAGCACAGUGCCAGCAUCGUUCCACCACCGACGACGCCACGACGAGCAAAUGUACAGCCCAAGUCGAUGGACCAGAUCAGGGAGGAAGAGGGCGAGGAUGCGGACCGUAUGCACAUUGAUGGAGGAAGCCAGGCUCCGGCGGCCUCCAGAACCAUCACCAACAUAACAUCACCAUACAUCACCACACAGCAACACGAGGGCGAGGUAGAGAUGGACUCCGAAUACACGACCAGCACGGCAGCAGACACCAUCGAGCUCCUCGAGUCUCGCCUCCGAAGAAUCGAAUUCCUACUCACCGGUCAGACGAACUGGGCCGGCGAGCCAGAACAGAUAUCCGAACCACCAGCUUCAGUUCGAGAUACGGUCUCUGCCCGUCUAGCUGAGCUGGAACACGGCCUGAAACGUCUAUCUGCCCAAGUACCAGCCGUACAAGAUGUGUUGAAGCUAUACUCGCGAUUCCCUGACCUCUUCCAGUCUGCGCCUACACAUACACCACCGCCUACGCUGUCGCCUGGCACACUGGCAUCUAUCGUGCUUUCAUACGCUACUGCUUUCCCCGAGACUGCAUCACGGCUUAGCUCGUUACAGGACCUGCCUAUACCGCCUGCCAGCGCGUCGACGGCGCUGGUCGAGCUACAGCCGCGACUGGAUAAGUGUCUGGAGACGCAGAGACGGCAGGCGGAAGAAGUAGCUGAGCUGAGGGUGCAGAGCACGCUGUUGAUGAAGAGGUGGAUUGAGGUUGGGCUGGUGGGCGGCGGAGAGGUCUGGGGAGAAUGGGAGGAGCGCGUGAAGCUGGUUGAGAGGGAGGUGAGGAGGGAAGAGAGGGCGCAGGAGGAGAGAUAG
Molecule: messenger RNA, 3192 nt
Organism: Arthroderma uncinatum
Lineage: Eukaryota; Fungi; Ascomycota; Eurotiomycetes; Onygenales; Arthrodermataceae
Exons: 9
Coding region: 1-3192 (1063 amino acids)
Biological process (GO): protein deubiquitination
Cellular component (GO): cytosol; nucleus
Molecular function (GO): protein binding
Source: RefSeq, a predicted model, not a curated record